AUGCUACUUUUAGCUCUGAGUGAUGCUCAUAUCCCAGAACGAGCAAUUGAUCUUCCCACGAAAUUCAAGAAGCUUCUGAGUGUUCCAAAAAAGAUAUCACAAGUGGUUUUACUGGGCAAUUGCACCAAGUCAUACAGUUUCCUGCAGUUUAUCAACCAGGUAUCGUCAAAUGUGGUGAUAGUACGCGGUGAAUUCGAUACAGGAACGAUUGCCACUACCAAAAAUGCCAAAGAAGAGCUACCGAUCAACACAGUAAUUAAACAAGGUGACUUCCGUAUUGGGUGUUGCAACGGAUAUACGGUAGUACCCAAGAAUGAUCCGCUUUCCCUCUUAACUUUUGCACGUCAGCUUGAUGUUGAUAUAGUCCUAUGGGGUGGUACGCACAACGUGGAGGCCUAUACUCUGGAGGGCAAAUUCUUUAUAAAUCCCGGAUCCUGCACAGGUGCAUUCACCACUGAUUGGCCGCUGCAGGAGCCAGAAAAGGACGUCGAAAAGGUACAGACUGGAGAUAUCCCCAAGCAAAGUGAAGAGACACCGGAUGGUGGGAAUGGCAAACCAGAAUCGCAAGAAGGAGAUCCCCAACCAUCCGCAGAAGACACAAAAUCAAAUUCGACUGUUACUGAAAAGGUUCCCGGCGCUGACACUACUACUGAAGCUUCGAAAGUUGAGGAAGCUAAACCGGGACUCAGUUCGGCGGACCCAGGUACUGGAGAAAAGGACAAGGACCAAGAAAGUGACGGUGAUGACAGUGAUGACGAUGAUUUUGAUGAGACCGAUCUAAAUGGUGGAUGCAUCCCUAGCUUUUGUCUCUUAGACAUCCAAGGCAGUACCUGCACUCUUUUCAUUUACACCUGCGUAGAUGGUGAAGUAAAGGUGGACAAAGUAGUGUAUAAAAAAGAAUAA
Messenger RNA from Lachancea fermentati, 903 nucleotides. The record is from the annotation of a GenBank genome assembly. NCBI's taxonomy places the organism in Eukaryota, Fungi, Ascomycota, Saccharomycetes, Saccharomycetales, Saccharomycetaceae.